Dibothriocephalus latus is the source of this 633-nucleotide messenger RNA. The record is from the annotation of a GenBank genome assembly. NCBI's taxonomy places the organism in Eukaryota, Metazoa, Platyhelminthes, Cestoda, Diphyllobothriidea, Diphyllobothriidae.
AUGCGGCUUCAAACAAAGGUCGAUGUUGGUGUUGUUGGUGGGUCAGAUCUUAGCAAAAUAUCCGAACAGAUGGCGCUGCAUAAAAUAAAACACGUUUUCUCCGAAAAUGGACUAGUUGCAUUCCGGGAAGGUGAGCUUAUAAGUAAAAUGGUAAUCAAGCCCCCCUCUCCUUACGACAUUACUGUACAACUGGGCGAGGAGUUACUUCAGAAGUUGAUUAACUUCAUCUUGCGGUAUCUGUCUGAGAUAAUACUACCUAUUAAGCGGGGCACCUUUGUGGAAUUCAGAAAGGGGAUGCUGAACAUACACAAAAUUCGGGAAAAGAUGGUGGAUGUCCUGAAAAAGGAGUUCGCCAACGAUGGCCUCGAAUUUAGCAUUGGUAAGACACGCUUCCUCCCCCCUCAAUUUUCCUUUACAGGUGGACAGAUUAGCAUAGACAUUUUCCCGACGGGUUGGAACAAAUGUUUCUGCCUUCGAUUUCUGACGGACUACAAGACAAUCCACUUUUUUGGAGACAAAGCCAUGCCGGGCGGCAAUGAUUACGAAAUCUUCUCCGAUCCCCGCGUUAUUGGCCACAGCGUCACUUGCCCUGAGGAUACACAAAAGCAACUACGAGAGUUGUUCUCAAUCUGA